Closterium sp. Yama58-4 is the source of this 1347-nucleotide messenger RNA. The record is from the annotation of a GenBank genome assembly. Lineage: Eukaryota; Viridiplantae; Streptophyta; Zygnematophyceae; Desmidiales; Closteriaceae.
AUGGAGGAUCGGUUCAACACACCCACCACUAACGUUAUAGAACUCGAGGCCAUGGGACAUCGGCUUCGGGUCACCCAGGAUCCCAAUUCCAAGCACGUGGGCACGACUGUGUGGGAUUCCAGCAUUGUCGUCCUCAAAUACUUGGAGCGGCACAGCAACAAGGGGGAGUUUUCUCGGGCGAAGCUCAAGGGGAAGCGGGCCAUAGAGCUGGGGGCUGGCUGCGGCCUUGCUGGCCUGGGUGAGCUCGCAUGGGAGGAGCCGUGGAGCAACACGGGGGAGUUUUCUCGGGCGAAGCUCAAGGGUAAGCGGGCCAUAGAGCUGGGGGCUGGCUGCGGUCUCGCUGGACUGGGGGUGAGCUCGCAUGGGAGGAGCCGUGGUGAUGUGUGGAGGCACAGCAACAAGGGGGAGUUCUCCCGGGCGAAGCUCAAGGGAAAGCGGGCCAUAGAGCUGGGAGCUGGCUGCGGCCUUGCUAGCUUGGGUGAGCUUGCAUGGGAGGAGAGCAACAAGGGGGAGUUCUCCCGGGCGAAGCUCAACGGGAAGCGGGCCAUAGAGCUGGGCCUCGCUGGCUUGGAUGAGCUUGCAUGGGAGGAGCCGUGGAGGCACAGCAACAAGGGGGAGUUCUCCCGGGCGAAGCUCAAGGGAAAGCGGGCCAUAGAGCUGGGAGCUGGCUGCGGCCUUGCUAGCUUGGGGUUUGCGCUGCUGGGGUGUGACGUGGUGCUGACAGACGAAGCGCUGGUGCUGCCUCUUCUCUUCCGCAACGUGACCCGCCUGCAGUCCCAGGCCGCCAUGGACGCUGCUGCUGACUCCUUCCUCGGCAGUGUGGGGUCAGUGGAGGUAGCAGAGCUAUGGUGGGGCAACGCACAUCACAUAGCCCAAGUCGGCCCUCCCUUUGACACCAUUGUUGCCACUGACGUGGUGUACAUAGAAGACUCUGUCCCGGCUCUCCUUGCAACCAUGCUUGCCCUCUCUCACCCCCGCACCCCCAUUCUCUAUUAUCUCCCAGCAACCUCUCUUCCACUCUUCUGUUCCCCUUUUGUCAUUCUCUCUCCUCCCACUUCUCCCUUCGCUCCAUCCCGUCCACUCUCCUCCUCGCGUGCCCUCCUUUUCUUUCUCUGCACUCGAGUACGAAUGAAGCACGUCUGCCUGCUUCCUUGCCUGCAUUCUUGCAUCCACAGUGCUUGUUUGCUGGUGUGCUUCCUUCCUUCCUUGCUUGCGUGCGUGCGUGCAUGUGUGCAGCUGGGAUACGAGUUUCGCUCGGCCACAGUGCAUGAUCGCCUGCAUGCAUACGCGAAGCAGAUGUUCGACGUCAAGAAGGUCCCUGCUACAAAGGUGAGCUUUGACUUGUAG